This is a messenger RNA of Scatophagus argus, 6533 nucleotides long. It is a transcript of the gene cers1, whose product is annotated as ceramide synthase 1. Gene Ontology annotation, biological process: ceramide biosynthetic process. Gene Ontology annotation, molecular function: sphingosine N-acyltransferase activity. Gene Ontology annotation, cellular component: membrane. NCBI's taxonomy places the organism in Eukaryota, Metazoa, Chordata, Actinopteri, Scatophagidae. The record is from RefSeq and is a predicted model, not a curated record. Bases 1170 to 2270 code for a protein of 366 amino acids. The transcript has 7 exons.
AUUUGAGCCAAAGAAACCCCAGUUAUCACAAUUUUUAAGUCUUUCUUGGUUCAGUAUGUCAUAUCUGUACGAUGUAAAUGUCUUGCGUGUAAUCUUGACUUAAGCAUUUGUCUGAACUGUCUCUUUAAGCCAUCCUUUUUAACCCCCAGUGGUUCAAGCAGAGGGUUCAAAAAGAAGAUAGCGGCCCUAAUUACGUCACGCCCCCUCGGCCCUUUUUUCCUGCUCGUAUAAACGUACGCUGUCCUCUUUUUAACGUACCAGUUGAUUCCCAUUGAAAGCAAAGCGCGACUUGUCAAAGCGCAGCUUUGAACACGUUGACCAGCGCAGAGCAGCAGCAGCAGUACUGGCGCAGGGGAAGACGGAGAGCCGACAGCCUCAUCUUAGGAUAGGAUUCAUAUUAUUUCUCUUCGCUGGAAUAACUGGGCUUCUUGUGAUAUUUGCCGGUUCGUUGGGAAUCGGCCGCACUACGGUACGGAGCCGUUAUAUAAGGCGAAUAACGGACAGUGAUGGUGCUGUACGUACGUUACAGCUUAGCGGCACAAUAAUCGCAUGUGCUGGCUCGACUUGGCGCUAGGAAGGCGGCAGAAACGUUAGAACGGCCUUUGAAUUCGUUUAUGUAUGUGUGCUACAUCUCGUUUUAGGUUAAUUCAUUCAAGUAGCUUGGUUGCAUGGAAACUGCUGCCAAUGUUGGCCCAUUCACUAUUGUGCUCGUAUGAUUUAACUUAGCUAGGCGGCUAACCAGGACGCGCUGCUGCCGCUGAGGAGCCCGUGUGCGUAGCGGAAUGAUGAUCCGGAGAAACCUCUUCCAGACAGGCGAUAAGGGCUCAGAUUAAUUGUGAAAACCCUAUGAAAUAAUUGGUUUGUGUGUUUUGCAAAUACAGCCACACAGUCGAUGUAUCUGAAUAGACCAGGUGGGGCCUGUAGUCGUUUAUAAAACUAUACCGAACGCGAAGAAUGGACCCGUGUCUUAAUUUGGACAACAAAGAAUUAGGCUACUGAGGAGUAAGCUGGUUAGAUAAGAUUGUUUUAGCGUUUUUACGUGAGCUAGCAAGCUGUACGACGGAUUAGACACACAGUCUGAACUGUUCUCCUCCCUACAUUCCCUCUGUCCGUCAACUGGAGUAUUUUUCUUGGGAUUCGACGUUUUUUGUUCUCAGCGCCGCACCACCAUGAGCAGUCACGCCGGGGACACCGGAGCGGUGGAAGUGGAGCCCAUGCCGGGAUACUUGGACCUCAUCACCAAAGCCUCCACCGUAAUGCUGGGCGCAUGGAGAGACUGUAGUACUUGCGGUCUGGAGCUCUCCAAACGGACUCUCCUGGAUAACGCAUACAUCACCGUGACCGAAGUCGCCCUGUUUUUCUUCUGCGCCUUUUUGUGGACGCAGAUCAGACGGGGAUUGACAGCAAGUCUGUUUAAUCCUCUAGCACAUUGGUGGAAGCUGCUGCCCAAAGAUGCAGCCAAGAUGCCGGAGAGCGCGUGGAAGCUGGUCUUCUACAGCAUGUCGUGGUCAUACAGCACCUACCUGCUCUUCUUUACCUCCUACUCCUUUUUCCAUGACCCACCCUCUGUCUUCUACAACUGGAAGAGUGGUAUGUCAGUGCCUACAGACAUCGCCAUAGCCUACCUGAUCCAGGGCAGCUUCUAUGGCCACUCCAUCUAUGCUACAAUCUACAUGGAUGCGUGGAGGAAGGAUUCAGCUGUCAUGGUGGUGCACCACAUCAUCACACUGGCGCUCAUUAGCUUCUCCUACGCCUUCAGAUAUCACAACGUAGGGAUUCUGGUGUUGUUCCUCCAUGACAUCAACGACAUCCAGCUGGAGUUCACCAAGCUCAAUGUAUACCUGAAGUCCAGAGGAGGAGGCUAUUAUCUGCUCAACGACGUGCUGUCCAACAUGGGCUCUGUCAGCUUCAGCAUCACUUGGUUCUGGUUCCGUCUCUACUGGUUCCCUCUCAAAGUACUGUAUGCUACAUGUGUGUCCAGCCUUCAGUCUGUCCCUAGCAUCCCCUUCUACUUUUUCUUCAAUGCUCUUCUCCUGGCGCUGCUGCUCAUGAACAUCUACUGGUUCCUGUUCAUUGUGAUUUUCGUGGUGAAGGUGCUGAAAAUGAAGGAGGUGAACGAUGUCAGGGAGUACGAGGACGAAGACGGUAGCAUGGUGGCAGCGGGCCUCAGAGACUCUCUGGCAGAAAACAACGAUGAUGGUGCUGGACAUCACAUCUCUGCCCAGGGGAAGCACGUGCAGAACGGGAUCACCAAGGACAAGCAUCUAUAACAGGCUCUCCGUCGCCACCACCUGGCACAAGACUCCAAGUACAAGGAAGACACGAUGCCCUCCAUAGAUGGCUCAGGCUCAAAAGGUGGCUGAAAGGAGUGUCACAAAUAGAAAAAGAAAGGAAAAUAGUAAGUUAGGCUGAAAGUUUUUACUUUUUUUGUUUGUUUUAGAACAUUUCAUUUCAUCAUUGUCAUUUUGUUUUCAGUUUUAUUUUUAUUAGAGCACUGUGAAUGUUAUUUCAGGUGACUUUUUGUCUUAUGGUUGCUAACUUUACAUUUGAUAGGUUGAGUAGAAACAAACCAGUCUGCGUGAGAAUUGGACUGUUAUUAUCACGUGCCACCAUCAUGGUGGCACCCAGACAAGGGAUGGCUUAGACCUGUAGCGGUUCUGUAGAAAGAUUUAGACCUACAGCAACCUUUAGCAAACGGAUAAACAAUAAGGGUGACCUGUGUUUGUCAUCAGUGAUAUAUGUUUCCUUACGAAAUCCUUUCCCCCUUUAUCCAUCCUCUGUCCAUCCUCUCUGACUCCAGACAUGAAGUGAAAAGGUUGAGAAAAAAAAAAAACAUGAUUCAAAAGGGAAACACUGUGUUGUUGUUAAGAAUCGCUCUUGUGAGAGCCUGCCUGGCAUUGUCUGGUGCUGUUUCACCGCACGUAUCCACUUUCAUUUCAUUGCGCAAGCCAUUGGUGGUGGCUGCACAGCUCUGACCCCCUGCGUCCUGUAGUUUGAAGCGAAAACCCACGUCGGUGUGUGUAUGUGCAUGUGUUAGGAGUUUCAGGAUGAGGGGAGUAUGGAUGUAGCUGACACUUUUAAACCUGAAAUCCUUCGUUCCACAACAUCUCACCUCUCAGUUGGAUUUCUUUUAUUUUUUUUUAUCUCUCAUACUAACGAUCAACAGGUAAUGGGAAUAUUCACUUGACAUUCUUGUACAGAAAAGUUUUUUUGUUUGUUUUUUUUUUUUUGUCUUUGUGUUGCAAAGCAUCUGUUGCUGCACUGACAUGAAGGCAUACAAGCUGAUUGCUAGUUUAAUGACAGCAAAUAGCUAGAAUUGAUUGGGUUUCAGCAUCAUCCUCAUGAUUUAAUUUGUUGAAACAUUAUGAAUUUGAAUAAGAUUUAUAACCAGUUCGUAGGUGGUGGCGGCUGUUGGGUUCACAGAUAAUUGGAACAAUAGCCCAGAACUUGUGUAAAGAUAAAAAUCAGUACGAUAAAAACAUUAUGUAUGCACACAUUAUGGUAUUCAGGAAUGCAUGACAUUGAAUGAUUUUGGAAAUAUGCUAUGAAGUUGUCUUACAAAUGGUGAAGAGAAAAUCCUCUCACUAUGUAAUCAUAAUAUCUUUAUUAAUGUCCUAAAAUCUUUUGCGAAGCAGCCAUGACCACUGAACACACAUAAUGUUGACACUCAUUAAGAUGUUGAAAGGCAUGAGAUCGAAAUCUUAUUAUGUCCCCGAAAUCCCACAUGAUGUCAUCUGUAAUUCGACCAUAUUAAAUUAAACAGCUGAAAGGGACCUAUUUCACCCCAGUGGUUUUCGCUGGAACACACUGGUUUGCUUUGUGUGUGUGCUAGUGGAAACGGCUGCUGCAGAGCUCUAUUAAAUAAGGGAUUUUUCUAUUCUUGCCGUCUCGAUCAAAUUCAAGCUCUUGUUUCGAUGAACAGCAUGCUUGUGCUGCUGGAGAAGGCACAGCACAGAUGUCGUCAGUCUGUCUGUAGGAGAAAUGUCUGUCUCCUUUAGUUUAUCAGUUUGUCUUCCACAAUCAGCUUGUCAACACUUGAGGAAGUUCAAACUGAUUUUUAAUUUUACAUAAAGCUAUCACUAUUAUUGCUAUAGAUCAGAUUAUUAAUGGUGAUUUGUUUUUUGGAAUUGCUGCUGUUUUUUUUUCUUGAUUUAUUGUUGUUGUUUUUUUUCCUCUGAGAGCACUGUUGGUAUUCCAGUUGUAUUGUUUUGUUUGUUUUUUUUUCUGCUGUGUAUGAGUCAGUGAUAGUCUGCUCAGUCCAGAUGUUUCAAGGGACCAGGGAGAGUCUGUAAUCUUCCUCUACAUCUGGAUUUUGUCUCAGAUCUCUUCCUUUUAGUCUGAAUGCUGGCUCACAACCAUUUUAUUAUUGUCAUUACACACCUGUACUGUAAGUAACAUUGUUCAUGGGACAUGUUGCUGUAUGGAAUUUAUCAGACAUUCAGAAUCCUGUGGAUGACCGGUUUUGCUCGCAUUCUGAUAUAGCGGGAAGUGACCUCCGGGGUCCUUGUUCAACUGUGAGACUAGCUCUUUCAUAGUCUGCUGAUAUUUUUUGUUAUAUGACGACAGAUGGCAGAGGAGUGUAGUUUGUAGUAAACCAUCAAAGACUCUUCCCUCAAGUCUGGUAUGGUACUGUGUGCAAAAGGUGCACCUUCACCUCUCUCCCACUGGGUCAUACUACAAACAGUCCUGAGAUGUGAUGUGUGAACGUGUAACUGCUACUAGGGGUGGGCGAUGGGAUGUAAAUCAAUGAGUUGAUACCAUUCAGCCAACGGUAAUACUGGAUUCUCUAUUUUUGCCUCUAAAGUUUUGGGUUCUACCAGCUGUGCACUAGAUAACGCUUUGUUCACUUUUCAGAAAAUCAGUUAAAACAUCAUGUAUAUCAGUAUCAUAUGAAGGAUUUUAUCCAUGUUGCCCACCCCUAACUACUACCUAGGAGGGACAAAGCUAUCUGAAAUUGAAGGGAAAAAAACGUUUGUCUGUCUGUUUGUUUUCCUUGUAUGAAUUUGGCUGACUCUUAUUUAAACUUUGCAUACAUCAUACAGUUUAGGUCACAUUUGUUUGAAGUGGUUGGGAACAGGUUGCAUGUGAAGCUCACUUCAGUCAGGCAACUCAUCUGGACCAGAAAUUUGUGAACAUGCAGAUUUGAUGUUUCGAUGUCUGCCCAUUUGCAUUCACCAGUAAACAGCCUCAAUAGGCUUGCCGCAUCUUGUUUGCAUACGUGUAAGAGCAGUGCAGAGGAGAUCAGGGAGUGACGGUGAAAAGGUAAAGCAGUAUUUGCAAACUAAUCAGUAACGCAACAACAUUAUUGGGGCCACCUCGUUGUGAAGUCUCCAACAGAUUUGUGUCAUGGCAAGUAGAGUAUGAAGUAUUUGGUGUCCCGUCACUUUUCAUUUGCAUAUACUAAAACCAGCAGAGAAAUUUAGGGAGUGACAAUGAAAUUGUCAGUGUUUGCAAACUAACUGGUAAAGCAGCAGCAUUGAUAUGGCUUCCUUGUGGAAUAGGCUGCAGUGGAUUUAUGUUGCAUGCGAACAUGACCUUGUUACUAACAUUGUGAUCUACAUAGAAAUUUAGGGAGUAAUGACAGGAGAAGCAGUGUUCAUGAACUGAGCAGGACAGUUUUAAAGGCUUCAGUGAGUACAGUAUGGGACAUAUUUGGCAUUUAGGUUUUGACCUUGGCACUCGUCAUUCGCAUACAUUAAGGUGAGCAGCUACAAAGAUCGGGGAGACAUUGAUGGGACCACUGGAUUGCAGAUGUUUUUCCCCAAAACGGCUCACACACGGGCUUAGCUCCAUCAUGACACGAAGUAUCUUCACGAGUGGUUUGACUGUGCCAAAAAUGUCCACCCAAAUCGUGAGUGGGUGUUUGUGGGAGGUGGUGAUGAGCAAAGACGAGAACUAGUAGAAGAACUGCGGGCAGAAAAGCCCUGCAGGUAUUUCUUAUUAAUUGCACUGUAAUUUAUUAGUAUUAUUUUUAUUGUUCAUGAGUAGAUCAAAAUUAGAAAAAGGGAAGGGAGAAUUUGGGAAUUUUUAUGAUAUCCUGAGAAGAAUCAGUAACAAAAUAUGACCGUGUAUUUUACUGAUAUAUUUUUUUUUGGACCCUUGAUACAUGCUGAAAGUGAUACAAAUUGCCCCAUUUUUUAUUUUUUUCAGAUUGAAUCUGACCACUUGAUAGACACGUACUUGCUCUUUUGUAAUGCAAUUUUAAUACCAUUCAGCCAAUGUUAUCAUUUCAUUUUUUCCCAUAAAAUAAAACAUGUCAGUAAACAACAGACGUGCUUCUUGUGAUUUUUUUUUUUCCCCAAUUUAUUUUUAAUCACAACUGAUAUCAUUUUCAUUGCAAAGAUCAAGUGUUGUGGAUGAGGUGAAAACAGAGUUCAGACCAGAGGAGAGUUCAUUUCAGUGCACAAAUGAAAACGAACUGUUUCAAUAAAUUAACAAUUCAUAUGAACCCACACAGUAUUUCCCUCGUGAUGGUAAAAUUUAAAAAAAAAAAAAAAAAAAGACAGAAAAAAAGAAUCGGUGCGGAUGGUGGA